This is a messenger RNA of Trichobilharzia szidati, 790 nucleotides long. The record is from the annotation of a GenBank genome assembly. Lineage: Eukaryota; Metazoa; Platyhelminthes; Trematoda; Strigeidida; Schistosomatidae.
AUUUCGCGCUGACACAAGCAUAACAUUGAAUGACGAGUGUCCUGAUGGUAAUAACAAUGAGCUUUGGAUAUCCAGAAAAUCACAGAACAGAUUGUAUAGAAGCAUGUAUAUUCCGAAGGAAAGAUCCAAUCUUGUUCCAAUUAGGCAAGCUUCACUCGGAUGUCAGAGAAUAUUGCCAAUGAUCAAGACAUCAAAGUACGUCAAUGAUGCUUCAUCGGAAACGUCAGCAGAAUCACCACCGCAAACACCUGCUGCACCUCGACGCCAUCCUACACCUCCACCCCAUGCUCCAAAACGACCACCACUACCACCAAUUUGUUUCCGAGUUCCACUACCGCCUUUUCCACAACCUCCACCACCACCACCAUUCUUUCUAUCGCCUUUAUCCACGCGUUCCAACGAUCAAGCCACACCAGCGCCUGAGUUACCGAUGCCAUACAACAUGAAACCAAAGGAGACAUUCUCGACUGCAUUCAGAUUGAAGAAGGCUUGCGUAUCUCUGCAUGCACAAGAUGAUGUGAAUGUGGACUUGACAAGGAGAUUUGGAACUGUGAAAGUGCGUGACGUGCCUGUCGAACCUAUCAGUCGAAUGAGCCUAUUGAAGAAUAGAAAUAGAAGUGUUCAGAUGUCAGUGAGAGGUGGUAAUACCAGAUUCUCCGAGAUUUUCGAAUACGAUGAGUCAUCAUUCACUUCACAAGGAUCAUCUCCAACCUAUGCUUCGGAAUGUGAACCAGUGUCAAGUCGAAUAAGCUGAUCAAUAAACAAUGUUGAGGUCGACCGCUUCAGUCAC